This is a messenger RNA of Effrenium voratum, 2532 nucleotides long. The record is from the annotation of a GenBank genome assembly. Lineage: Eukaryota; Dinophyceae; Suessiales; Symbiodiniaceae.
AUGCCAGGUUCAUGUGGCUAUGUGGCAGAGGCGCAUGCUUCCGCCAGGUUGCGGGAAGCCACCAAUGAGGAUAUGCCGUGGAUCGGCUUCACCAUCGCUUCCAUGGUGAUGAGCCCUUUCGGGCUCUCGUCCAAGAAUUUCCUGGUCGCAGAGGACAGCGGUCCGGAUGCUGAACGCGUAGGCUUUGGGCAGCUGCGUCCCCUUGCGGAUGCUGAGGACAGCCCAAUGCUGCUGGCCUCGCUCUAUGUGUCUCCCGAGCGCCGUGGGAAGGGCGUCGGCUCUCAGCUGGUGCGGGCGCUCCUCGACAGAUUCCCGGCCAGGCAGAUCUAUGCGCUCACCCUGCGGAACAAGCUGGGCUUCUUCCAUCGGCUGCAAUUCCGCGAGAUCUCAGGCGAGGAGCUGAAAACGCUCCCGGACCUUUUGGCUCUGGAAGCACAGCUUGGGAGGUUCAUCGCGCCGGUUGCCGCCGGACAGCCGCUGGUGGUGCUUCGCCUCCUGUUGCGGCACCUGGAACGCCUGGACGGCCUGGCGGAGGAGCUGCGAGCCCAUCAGCCUCCAGAUAUCACUGAAGUUCAGGAUCUCAACCAGGAACUCAGCGGUUGGCUCACCUGCGCGGACCAAUUUGCUCAAGGUCAAGUUGCCUCCAGCGAAAACGGAGUGACGACGAGGCGCUGGCUGCUGUCUGUGGCCAAUGCCGGCAGCCAGGUGGCACGGGCCAACGCCAAGCUGCUGCAAAAGAAGGUCGAGACGCGGCUGCAGAAGUCGGAGAAGUCCACCCGGCCGGCGUCCUCGAAGAAUCCGAAGGUCUUGCAGAGCAUCCUCAGUGAAGCGGAAUGCUUAAAGCAGCAGGUGGGGAGUACCGUGGCGCUGGAUGCAUCGAGCGUGGGGCGCCAGCUGGUGCAGCUGCUGGAGGCAGCCGACCUCUCGAGCAUCUUCGCUUCAUGCCAUCAGGAUAUUCCCGUCACACCCAGCACCCCGCAGCCUUUCAUGAUGGCUGCCCUGCAGGAGCAGUCGUUCAGACGUGUCGCGGAGGCAGCUGAACAGCAGCGGCCCCGCGUGCAAACGCUGUGCAGAUACCUCUCCAUCCCGAAGACACUCACGCUGGCUCCAGACGCUCAGCAGGUGCAGCUCCGGUGCAAGAGCAGCGCUUCGCAAGCAGCGCUGCAGGCACUGACGCCGCUGAGGUUGUCCCUGGAGACUGCCUCGCAAGAGUUGAAGGCAGCGCUGGCGCCAAAGCAGGCGGCGGGAUCUGGAGGGCGAAGCCUGGCCGCGCGGCUGCAGAGUCGGCCAUCGCUGAAGGAGCUGGAGACGUCCUUGGACCGGCUGGAGGCUGGCCUGCGCACGGCUCGCCGCGCGCUGAAAGGCAGAUCCGAAAAGAAGCCGAAGAGAGGCAAAGAACGAAAGGAAGCGCAACAAGAGCCCGAGGCAAGUCCGCCGCUGCCAGUGCAGGCAGCGCAGAUAGCGCCAGCGCAGGCCGCGAAGACUGUGCACACGCCGCCGAAGGUUUCAACUUCCAAAGCGACGCCCAGAACUGUGGUCAUCAACUGCGCCAAUGUCGGGACCGUGUACUCCGAGAGCCGCGCCCUCACUUCGAUCCGCGCACGAUGGGUGAGUAAAAGCGAAAAGUGCACCGAAAUGCAGCAGGCCCAGAAGGUCAGCGCGCACAGUGACAGCGAAGGCGCUAAGGAGAUUCAGAAGAACCGCACCUACCGCAGCGGUGUUGACGAUCCGCGCAUCCUUGGGACGCGGUGGAUUUCCGAUGGACAGAAAGCGCAACAGGAAUAUUGCCGGCAGCAGGAGAUGGCGGCCAGAAACAUAAGCGCACCAACCACGCGCAAAAAUGGCAAGAAGAAGAGAAGGCCCAAGGAGCCGGAGCCUCUUGAAGAAGGCUCGGCCGUGCAUUGGGCGAUGAUGAGGGUCAUGGGGCGGGCGUCUGCAGCAGUGGUGGCGGACGCUCCCGAUGCCGCAGCUGCGCUGGUGGCGGACACUGUGGAGGCGGACACUGCCAAUGUCGCAGAUGCAGCCUCCGUUGCGGCGGAUGCGCGGGAUUUCGCGGAUGCUGUGGUGGCGGACAAUGCCAAUGCCACAGAUGCAGCGCCUGAUGCCGCAGAUGCUGUGGCGGCGGACACCGUGGUGGCGGACACUGCCUCUGCCGCAGAUGCAGUGCCCAAUGCCGCAGAUGCCGAGGUGGCGGACACAGUGGUGGCGGACACUGCCAAUGCCGCAGAUGCAGUGCCCGAUGCCGCAGCUGCGCUGGUGGCGGACACUGUGGAGGCGGACACUGCCAAUGUCGCAGAUAUGCAGCCUCCGUUGUGGCGGAUGCGCGGGAUUUCGCAGAUGCUGUGGUGGCGGACAAUGCCAAUGCCACAGAUGCAGCGCCUGAUGCCGCAGAUGCUGUGGUGGCGGACACCGUGGUGGCGGACACUGCCUUUGCCGCAGAUGCAGUGCCCGAUGCCGCAGAUUCUGUGGUGGCGGACACUCCUGAUGCUGCAGAUUCAGCGGCAGUCGUGGCGGAUGCCGCGGCUUCGGUGA